Tripterygium wilfordii is the source of this 472-nucleotide messenger RNA. RefSeq names its product beta-amyrin 28-monooxygenase-like. Bases 15 to 440 code for a protein of 141 amino acids. The record is from RefSeq and is a predicted model, not a curated record. Gene Ontology annotation, biological process: sterol metabolic process. The transcript has 2 exons. Lineage: Eukaryota; Viridiplantae; Streptophyta; Magnoliopsida; Celastrales; Celastraceae. Gene Ontology annotation, molecular function: heme binding; monooxygenase activity; oxidoreductase activity, acting on paired donors, with incorporation or reduction of molecular oxygen.
AAGACCUUGCUAAGAUGAAGUACACAUGGAGAGUAGCAAUGGAGACAUUGAGGAUGUUUCCUCCGGUCUUUGGUGGCUUCAGGAGGGCCUUGGAAGAUAUAGAAUAUGAUGGAUACAUUAUCCCUAAAGGAUGGCAAAUUUUCUGGGUAACAAAUAUGACUCACAUGGACGGCAAAAUAUUCCCAGAGCCAUCAAAGUUUGAUCCUGCUAGGUUUGAGAACCAAGCAUCAGUUCCGCCCUACAGCUUCGUUGCAUUCGGAGGGGGACCUCGAUUAUGUCCAGGAAAUGAGUUUGCAAGGAUCGAAACCCUCGUCGCUGUCCAUUACCUCGUCACGCGAUUUACUUGGAAGUUAUGUUCAGACAAUUUGUUCAGCAGGGAUCCAAUGCCGGUACCAACUAAGGGGCUACCAAUCAAAAUUUCAGCAAGGAGGACAAUGUGAUGGUAUAAGAAGCAAAGGAUAAGGCAAAUGUU